Messenger RNA from Pieris macdunnoughi, 324 nucleotides. The record is from the annotation of a GenBank genome assembly. Lineage: Eukaryota; Metazoa; Arthropoda; Insecta; Lepidoptera; Pieridae.
AUGUUACCCCGAACCCCACCCAAACCAACAAGCAAAGCUUCUACUCCCUCUACGUCCUCAACACCAGCUAGACGGACCUUAGUAGAGAUGUUGAGCCCGGCCUUCACCCGCGAAAUACGCCCAGCAGAGUCGGCUCACAUGGAGAUGGCUAAAGAAUAUAGGCAGACAGGCCUACAAGCUCUCUCUGCCUCUCGCAACCUUAAGGGCGAACUAAAAGCCGCUAUUACCGAGGCAAUCGAAGGUCUUUUCGGAGUCGUCGGCCUAAUUGACCCUCCAUCCACCAUCCGCACCACCCCUCCCGUUCCCACACCACUUACACCAUAG